CCGUCAUGCAUUUUUAAUGCCGGCGUUUUAUCAAGGUUGUAGGAGUAGAUGAUGCUAAGCAGAUUUUUCGCGUGAAUCUAAUCGACUGAUAUACGUCUCAUCUGUCUCCCUUCAAUAACGUCGUUGUUCCACAAAAUGGCGGAACAAGUGAGAACUUUGCACGGGGGCUUCGCGUGCCGACUUGUACUCCGUCCUCGAGGUUGUAGGAGUGUGCAACUGCCAGUUCCGCUACCCGCACCAUCUGCCGGCGCACUAGAACAUGCACGCCGAAACUUUGGUUCGACUUCUUCUUCUGCGAGCUCGCUUUUCACCGAUCGCAGCAACGACGAGGAGGACUUCUCUAGGGAGUUUGAGAGAUUGUUCGUUGGAGAAUCUUCGCAUUCAGCUGGCAGUUUGUCGAGGCACUACGCUGGGUCUUUCUCGUCCGUUGACGACGCAGGGAUCAAAAAUCCAGACAUUGCCUCAUCAAGUUCAUCCUCCACGAAGGACUGCGCAACGCCGGCGUGCCGCGCGGUGUGGCGCUGCGCGAUACGGAACUGCCGCGACGCGCGCGUCUGGGAGCGCUUGCUGGACGAGAUUAGUCGCCAAAUGAACUUUCUGAAACCGCAGGACGUGCUCCUCCUCUACUACGGACUUUCCCGGGUCAAGUAUCGGGACCGCAAAUUUUUGAAGGAGCUCAGCUUCCAAGCGAUCCGGCACUGCUCGGAAUACGCGCCGCGCGGGCUGGCGCUGAUCCUCAACGCUUUUCGAAAAUUGGAACUGAACCGGGAUUUAGACACCUUCCAGCUGCUACUCCAGUCCUACCUGUCCCUCCACGGCAGGUGGACGGCGUGGGACCUCGCCCUGGUCUGUAACGCCGCCGCGCACUUCCACCUCUACGAGCCGCGCUUGUGGAAAUUGCUCUCGGCGAAAAAGAUGUCCAUCCUGGCGCAAAACACCGAGCCGCAGGGCCUCGCCUUGAUCGUGGCCGCGCUUGCCAGGAUCGACUGGCGCGACGGAGGUGUGUUGGCCGUCUGCGCCAAGGCCGCCGUGCGGCAGUACGACAGAUUUUCGGCGCAGAACAUCGCAGUUUUGUACUCCGCCUUCUGCAAACUGGAUUUCGACUUCCCGAAGCUCUACCACGCAUUGGAGUUGGCCGCGGUGGAAAGGGGGUAUGUCACGCUGGAAAAAUCUUCAGUGGUAGGAACAGCUUCAAGCGCCGUAGUUCCUUCCACGCUGAAGGACUUCAUGCUUGACGAAGCAAGCGGGGAAACGGAAAACACUAGUGUCAGCACAGAGACUGAGAGCUUUCUCUCCACGGGCAGAGUAGUUGGGCGAAAAAUCCAGCACGUAUCCUGGUGUGACGAUGGGGAAACUGAUGAUGUCGCGACAGAGGACACGAUGAGCCAGGAAUCGCUGAUUCAAUCGCAAAGAGAAAAGGAACUUCUGGCUUUACUAGAAGACGACAUGGAAAAUCCAUCCACCGGUGACGAGAUGGAGGUCCUGCUACCAAACAAAAGCAGAAUUUUUAGCAGUCCUAGCAGUUGUGCUAGUGGUGAUGAUGUUGGGAGUGGUUACAGCGCCGAUGUAGAGAAUGCCUCUGCCGGCACUAGAGACCAAAAUGCAAAAGCCGAUACAAAAUUCGAUCUUCUCGCGCUGGCAAUGCUGGCGCAAGCGUCCGUUUGCUUCACCAAGGGGGCGGAAAGAAACCCGGAGUUUGUGCGCGCGGUUCUGCGUGCAUUGAUAAGGAACAAAGCCAAACUAGACACCUACCACCUACGGAAGCUGCGGUCGGCCUACUUGUUUCUGAAGCACCAAGAACAGUUCAGGAAAAAGUUUCGCGCCGAGAUUUUUUUGUUGGAACGAGAUGUCCUCCCGCGACACCAGGAACUGCUGAAAACGCAUGUCGAGAAACUAGUGAAGCACGGACGAAUUCCGUGCCCCCCCGGCCAGGAGGAGGCGUUUUUGGCGAAAUCGAAAGAUCGAAAAUCUCCCGAAGGAGAGACAAACUUUGACUACUUGGAUCCAAACACUUCUGACACGGGCGAAAAGAUGAAUACGGACAAUACAACUGCAGAGAGUACUUCUAAGUCCAUUUCCGAACUCUUAGGCCUGCAAGAGGAGCAAGUGAAGCACAGUUACCUGCGAGAAGAAGAAAAGUUUGAAGCAAAAGACGCGCGAUUAACGCCGGAACAGCGAUUGAACCUUAGAAAAAUUUACAGUGGAACCAAAAACAAAGGCGCAGUAUGGAUUGCAAAAAUGUCUGGGUCUGGAAGAGUGCAACUUGUCAUGCUGUCUUUGGAUUCCAAAAAAAUCUGUAUUGCGUGACCAGCAACAAGAGUCCAGUUUAUGUUACGCGGAGAGGGGGGAUUUCUCAUGCGGAAUAGGCAUCAGGAAGCUUUCUAAAAAUCUGUGACGCUAGAUCAUGCAUCACAUGCAUCAUGUAUCAUACGAAAUAUGCAUCACAAAUCCCGGAAUCUUCCAGACUCAGACACUUUUACAUUUGAUACGCAGAUGGAAGCGAAACCGCUUGGAAAACCGUUCUGAGCAAACGCCAGACGUUAUCCCAAAGAAAAAAGCUGGCAGGUCAUAUUUGUAAUGUAAAAAUAAGUACACAAAAAAAUCUUUUGCAUAUCCGAAGCAGCAUGCUAUGGGGCCGCCCAUGACAAAUUUUUCUGUGUAUUUAUUUUUGCAUUACAAAUAGAAAUAUGCCCUGCCAGCUUUUUUCUGUGGGAUAGACGUCGCGAUGGAAGCGCGAAGUUUUCGACAUAGUCGAGAAGGAGCUGCGAAUCGAGUGCGAGAAACAAUCCUUGGUGUAUCCGGAUCACGAAGACGCGGUCGUGCUACCGGAAAGAAAAACGGUCAUUCACUGUGUCGGAGUGUACGGGUACUACAGUGACACAACGGAACGCACAGCGCUUUCGAAACUACAUAGCUACUUGCUAGAGAUACAAGGCUAUUCCGUCAUGCACAUACCCUAUUACGAAUGGUCCGAACUGAAAACGACCGAAGACAAGGUACUGUAUUUAGUGUCCAAAGGUAGGCAAAUCGCUGCGAAAAGAAGUGGAACUAGUCAGCAGAUGUAGAAGGAGGAGAAGUACUACAAAGAAUAAGUUUGUAGUUGCGCUAACAAACAUAUAAAUGUUCAUUAUCUUCGAACGGCUGGCGAGCCUGUGAGUCCAGGCAGAGAGAAGAUAAGGGUAGGUAAUUUGAUAGGUAUGCGAGGGUCGGGCCCCUUCUCCUCAUUGCUCUACUAUGUAUCUGCUUGGCUAAAAAUGGGCAAGCGCCCCGUCCCGGCUAGACGCCGCCCGAUUCGAUCGCGCGAUCGAAAUUUGCGCUUCUUCCUCUUGACGUUUUCAGCAAGCGCUGAACAGAGUCAGGGGAGCGCAGUAGCAAUUAGAAAAGCCAAGUGCUGGCGGGUACUGCCGCGGCCAGCUUGCAUCCGCUUUCCGAACUGGGGAGCGAGUGCAGAUCCUCGAUCGGGGACUGAGCACGAGGUGUGCGACUGCAGAUCCCUGCGCGAGGCGUAACGCCCAGAAAUCUACGUAGCUGCAUCGCAGCUCCUUCUGCCGACAAGAGUCGGCGCCCGCGUACUCGCGACGCCCGGGGCCGGGGGUCGCUCGCCCGUGAAUCAUCGCGCGCGCGCAUGUUCCGGGAGAAAAUGCACCGCGUGCUUCUGGUUGAAUGAAGCACCGCUUGGACGGGCUGAGUGGCCCUCGCUUUCAGUAAGAGCAGC
Amoebophrya sp. A120 is the source of this 3715-nucleotide messenger RNA. NCBI's taxonomy places the organism in Eukaryota, Dinophyceae, Syndiniales, Amoebophryaceae. The record is from the annotation of a GenBank genome assembly.